GAAAAACUAAAUGCCAUUAUAUAUCACCGAAAGAGCCAGGCUGCCAGUGCUAAAACUUGAGAGGAAAUGGCUCAGCUACCAUGGUUAAUGCUACAGUCAUGGCAAGAGCUACACAAAAUACCAGUACUCAAUCCCUACCUAUCUCUUCUUUUCAUCUUUUCAAUUCUAUAUGUUUCUAAACUUAUACUCAAAAGUGGCAAAUCCAAUUUACCUCCAUCCCCAACAAAGCUGCCAAUCAUAGGCAACCUUCACCAGCUUGGCACACUCCCACAUCGCUCUUUUCGAUCCCUUUCUAAGAAGUAUGGCCCCGUAAUGCUCUUACACUUGGGUCAUGCUCCAUCCCUUGUGGUGUCAUCUGCAGAUAUGGCUAGAGAAGUCAUGAAGACACAUGAUAUCACUUUCUCAAAUCGGCCAAGAACUACAGCUGCUGACAUCUUACUAUACGGUUGUACAGACAUAGGGUUUGCAUCCUAUGGUGAAUAUUGGAGACAAGCAAGGAAAAUCUGCGUCCUUGAACUUUUGAGCCUCAGAAGGGUUCAAUCAUUCCAAUAUGUAAGGGAAGAAGAGGUUAUUUUAUUAACAAAUAGGAUACGUGAGUCAUGCCUCAAACAAACUUCUAUUAAUCUAAGCGAAAUGUUCUUUGCCACCUCAAACAAUAUAGUCUCUAGAUGUACGCUCGGACAGAAGUAUGAAGGAGGAGAUGGUAAAAGCAGGUUUCAACAACUAGCAAGAAGGCUAAUGGUGCUAUUGACAGCAUUCUGCGUCAGAGAUUUCUUCCCUUUUCUAGGAUGGAUUGAUGUUCUUACAGGACUAAUCUCAAGUUUGAAAGCCAUUGUCAGAGAAAUUGAUCCAUUUUUAGAUCAAGUCAUUGAAGAACACAAGAAAAUGAGAAGCGAUCAUGAUCGUUACCAACCAAAUAAGAAAGACUUUGUUGACAUUCUUCUCCAACUUCAAGAGGACGGUAUGCUUGACUAUAAGUUCACUCAAGACAACCUCAAAGCAAUCUUACUGGACAUGUUUGUGGGAGGAAGUGAGACAUCAUCAACAACUUUGGAAUGGUUAAUGUCAGAGCUCAUAAAAAAUCCGAACAUUAUGAAGAGAGCACAAGAAGAGGUGAGAAGAGUGGUGGGCAACAAGUUGAAGAUAGAUGAGAAUGACAUCAAUCAAAUGGGUUACUUGAAAUGUAUUAUUAAGGAAACUCUCAGACUCCAUCCAGCACUUCCUUUUUUGAUACCUCGAGAAACUUCAGCAAGGGUGCAAUUUGGCGGUUUUGAUAUACCUCCUGAAACAAGAGUAUUUAUCAAUGUAUGGGCAAUCCAAAGGGACCCUAAAGUAUGGGAAAGGCCGGAAGAGUUUCUCCCCGAGAGAUUCAUUGACAAUCCUGUUGAUUUUAGAGGCCAAGACUUUGAAUUUCUUCCAUUUGGAGGUGGGAGAAGGGGAUGCCCAGGGUUGACAUUUGCUCUCGCUUCAGUUGAGUAUGUGAUUGCCAACAUGUUAUGUUGGUUUGAUUGGAGGUUGCCGAAAGCUAGUGUAAAGGGGCAAGACUUGGACAUGGGAGAAGUUUAUGGGCUCACUGUGGGUAAGAAAAUUCCUCUCCAUUUGAUACCAACACUACACUCUCUUUGAACCAUCGAUCCAUCCAGCCAUUUAAGAUAAGAUUGAUUAUGGUUGCGCACGUAAUAUUUCUUUUUGUUGCAAGAGGGUGACCCUAGCUGUAGUGGCGAUUCACCAUUUGCUGACAAGCACUGGUUAUGGAUGGUGGUCACAUGAUUGCGGUUUUUACUCUGGUUGCUAUCACGAUUCAUGAUAGUGUUCAUGAGCUUCGUUUCAAUCAUUGUAUUUGCAUGAAAAAGUUUCUAUGUUUUUAAUUUAGUUUGGGAUCUUUUCUUAAUAAUUCUUCUCAGGCGUUGGGAGCUAUUUAAUUAAGCCAUUAAUUAAGGAAGGUUCAUGUCUUUCAUUUAGUGCACUUUAAUAUGGCUAAAAUAAUCAUGUACUGUCUAUAUAUUAUAAAUAAAACGGGAAAAAUUGGCCGAGAAA
Molecule: messenger RNA, 2037 nt
Organism: Carya illinoinensis
Lineage: Eukaryota; Viridiplantae; Streptophyta; Magnoliopsida; Fagales; Juglandaceae
Product: cytochrome P450 71A1-like
Exons: 2
Coding region: 67-1626 (519 amino acids)
Molecular function (GO): iron ion binding; oxidoreductase activity, acting on paired donors, with incorporation or reduction of molecular oxygen; monooxygenase activity
Source: RefSeq, a predicted model, not a curated record